This is a messenger RNA of Dalotia coriaria, 1931 nucleotides long. RefSeq lists its product as uncharacterized. Gene Ontology annotation, molecular function: copper ion binding. The record is from RefSeq and is a predicted model, not a curated record. NCBI's taxonomy places the organism in Eukaryota, Metazoa, Arthropoda, Insecta, Coleoptera, Staphylinidae. The transcript has 3 exons. Bases 511 to 1194 code for a protein of 227 amino acids.
AUUGAUACAAUUUUUGUACGAAUUUCAACAAGAUUUGGAAAUUUAUGCUUGAUUGACCAACUUUUAUUUGCAAAACGAGCCACGAUCGUAUAGUGGUAAGGAUGGAAAUAAAAUUAAGUGGGUACAAGUAAAACACGUUGGGAUUGUACGAGUAUGAAGCCGCGGACUCAAGCAGUAAGGCAAAAUUCACUUUCGUUGCCGGUUGACGCAAAGAAAAGUUAAUUCAAGAUCUGCCUCUGGUGACUGCAGAGCUAAAGUUUGCGGAACAAGAACCACAAGUUAAAAUUUGCGACAACGUAAAACACAAAAAAUUAUUUUGUCGUUAAUAAAACGAAAAAAUCAUUUUUUACAACAAACCAGUUUAUAACACAAUAAACGCCUAAAAUUACCAAUAAAAACGAAACCAAGGUCAAGUCAACUAUGUGAAAUCAACAUAAAAGUUACCAACACAGUUUAAAUAAAAAAUAAAGUGUAUUUUAUAAGAAAUAAAGUAAUUUCUUUGUGUAAACGAUGACGAAACUGCAUAUUGCAAGAACACCGCGUCAGAAGAGUUUCAUCUUUCUCUCGAUGAUCGUCGGUCUGUAUUUGAUAAUUCAUUUCGCGCCUUCUGUCGAUAAAAACUAUCUAAGUUGUGAUAGACCUUGUCACGACUAUGAUUGGCCAAUGAUUUGCCGUGUAACUUUAACAAUUGAUAACAAUAGUUGUUCUAAGAAGAACUCUUCAAUCAAUGAUAUUCUUCACUCUGUAAGGAAUUUGCUCCCUGGUCCAACAAUCCAUGUUUGUCAAAAUGAUGUAGUGUUUGUCACUGUGAUCAAAAACCUUCCUGGUGAACUAAAAUUCAACUGGCAAGAUUCACAAACAGCAAAUGAUGAAGGUGUCGUCAUUCAACCGGCUAAUGAAACUAAUAUACAAUACAAAUUCCGUGCUACUUACCCAGGCACUCACCUUUGGAACGCUUUCAUUGAUAAUAUACGCUUUACUGGAGCAAUCGUAGUGCGUAAAUCACCAUUAAUGAACAUCGAGAAGAACUUUUACGAUGUAGAUGAUCGCAAUCACACUAUAAUGCUAAGUGAAUGCAACGACAAGCAAAAUAUGAUGAUAAAUGGUCAAGUGGACAAUGGAAAAGUGUUUCUUGUUGAUUACGGCAAGAAUUAUCUAUUCCGCACUGGGAUUUUCAGGUGCAUCGUCUUGUAAAAUCAAAAUGGAGAUCGAAGAUCAUCAAUUAUACGUAAUCGCUGUCAAUGGCAACACAAUUGUACCACAAGUAUUCAGACAUAUUACUCUUAAAGAUGGUAAAGAGUGGAUUUUGUGAUAAAAGCACAAAAAGAAGCAGCUGAUUAUAAAAUAGUAUUCUCUACAAGUUGUUAUGGAAAAGAAGGAAGUACCAAGAUGGCGGUGUUGCGAUACAUCGAUGACAUUAGCACUAGUUUUGCAAAUGCUAACAAUCAACGCUGUUUAAAGUUUUAGACGUAAUGGGAUGUAAAUAAAUCUAGAUUUAUUUCUUUAAAUAUUUCAUGAAGUCACAAAGUAAAAAUGUCGAUUUAAAUAACGUGCAGAAACGACAAGAACGGAAUUGAACGUGUAAAUUAUGUGGUGUACACUUAUUGGACUUUUGUGAUUGGUGGGGCAGCUUCAGCGAGCGGUUUCGGCAUGUUGGUUAAGUUAUUGUUGGAGACGUUACCAUUGUACCGUCGACCACCACGCUUUCCGCGAGAUUUCUUCCCUGCCCCGCCGCCUCCUCCUACGGAACGAUGAAUCGAAGCAUCGCGCUUGUCUGUCGUAGCUUCGAAAGCGGAAUCUGCCUCACCUACUACGACAGCUUCCGAAAACUGUUGCGAUAAAGAUUGAUAAUGUUUGAGAUAAGAUUUUAAAAGUUUUAUUGUUUUUAUAUUUAUAGAUAGUUACCUGUUGUAAUAAAGAACUUUGUUGUU